AUGGUCCACAUUUUAGUCAAAUACCUCCUCAGUAAUUUCUACCGGUACUGCGCCUGUUCAUUGCUUUACAACUUUGGAGCUUUUCUUUUUUGGAUUGUUGUUCCUCUUAUCGCAACAAAACAAAACGCAACAAAUUGGGACUUGGCUAUUAUUAACGCCAUUAACUUUGGUUGCUGUUUCUUGCUCUCGUGGGUGUGCGGUUUCAUUAACAACUUUUUGCCGGGGUGGUUACUUGCUCGAAUUGGUGUUGCCAUUUAUAUAGCCGCGUGCAUUCUAUUGAUGUUCAUCAACGACAACUUAUGGAUUUUGUGGAUUAUGGGAGUUAUGUACGCAUUUUCAUAUGUACUCUUCUGGAUUCCAAUCCAAACAUCAAUUUCACGUGAAAGCACUGCAGGAGAUGCCGAAUUCUGGUUGGGUAUAUUCUCCGGUAUGUGGACAUUUGGGCAAGCCCUUGGAUAUCUCUGUGGCGCUUUCCUCUUUACCAAACUUGGAAUUGUCCAAGCACUUUCUAUCUCUAUUGCUUCUUUGGUGAUUGUCUUUGUUAUCUACCCAUGUUGGGAAGGAAGUACUAUCUUUGGUGUCGACCUUGGAUGGGAACAGAAAGAGAAGAAAGAUAAAAAGAAGAAGAACCUUCCUGUCAUUUGGCAGAUGGGUAAAACCGAGAGAGCUCGUCUUAAAAAGCGUACAAUGCAGUUCCUUAUUCCUGCCUUUGUGUGCACAAUCACUUGUUAUGGUAAUUUGUUGACUUACGGGUCACAGUAUUUCAAUAGAAUAUUUGAUACAAAAGAUGGAUACUUCCCAUCAAUGGAAGGUGAAGAUGAUAGAUAUGAUAUCUUCAUUGGUGUCUUCUUCUGUAUUAUUUACUUGAUGUACACCGUCGGUAUCUUAGCUGUUGCACAAAUGAAGUUGUUGUUCUUUAACCGAGGACUGAUGUACUUCUUCAUGAUAGUCUCUAUUAUCAAUCACUUCAUUUGUGGCACCGUGUCGCACUGGAUUGCUCAAUUGGUGUGUGCAAUCUUUUUGGGGUUGUGUGGAGCUUAUUCAUUCCAAAAUGUGUUGAUCACUACUUCAAGACUGUCAAUGCUCACUUCGCAAAUUUCAUCAAUUUAUGUCGGGUUACAGGAGUCACUCACUUACAAUUUAGUCGCAUUCUCUUUACCAUUGAUAGUAGGACCUAUCUCUGAUAAGUUGAAAGAUUACAGAAUCCCAAUGUAUGGAUGUGCUAUUGUUGGUGUCGCAUCGUUGUUGUUGUCGGAAACUUCAUGGCAAAUAUUCGACAUCUUCAUUAUUAGAAAGAUGGACAAGGAGGACGCUAACCAAGUUAUAACAUUAUGUGACGAUAUCAUAGCCAACCAAAAGGCAGAAAGCUACAUCAAUAACCCCGGUUUAUACAACCAAUUCUGUAGAGACAACUUUUUGACCCCAAAACAGGUCUCUGUCCUUAUGGCUCGACUCAAAAGAAAAACAGCGUGA
Entamoeba invadens IP1 is the source of this 1473-nucleotide messenger RNA. RefSeq lists its product as hypothetical. The record is from RefSeq and is a predicted model, not a curated record. The coding region runs from base 1 to 1473 and encodes 490 amino acids. NCBI's taxonomy places the organism in Eukaryota, Evosea, Mastigamoebida, Endamoebidae. Gene Ontology annotation, biological process: transmembrane transport. The transcript is spliced from 2 exons. Gene Ontology annotation, molecular function: transmembrane transporter activity.